CAAAGCAUAGAAAUGUAAUUCGCUCUGCUGUAUAUGUAUGUGUAAACUUGUGAAUGGAUUUGUGACAAAUAUUAUUAUUUUGCUGUUGUUGAACUCGAUUCAGAAUUUGAAAUUACAUCAUUUUUUGAGUAGGAGAAAAAAUACGAAAAGCCAGCAACCAUGACGGAGCGUCACAUGGAGCUAGAAAGUGAGCGCCUGGCUACAUUUACAGAAUGGCCAUCAAAUGCUCCCGUCACAGUGAGGGAUUUGGUAGCAAAUGGAUUUUUUGCCACAGGGAAUUGGCUGGAGGUGGAAUGUAAUUGGUGUCAUGUUCGAAUCGAUCAGUGGGAAUACGGUGAUCAGGUGGCAACGCGACAUGCAAUUGUCUCUCCCAUCUGCUCGAUGGUUUUGGCGCCGAAUCAUUGUGGGAAUGUGCCCAUAGCCAGGACCGGCCAGUGCAAUGAUACGGAAGGCAAUAGCAUCGUCGAUGGAGGAGGUAACAGACAGCAAGAAGAGCAAACUUUAGGCCAACCCGAUUUACUUGUGGAAAAAAAUCGAUUAGAUACAUUCACGAAUUGGCCAAAUCCCAACAUUACACCCCAAUCCUUGGCCAGGGCGGGAUUUUAUUAUUUAAAUCACCUGGAUCAUGUGAAGUGCGUGUGGUGCCGCGGUGUAAUAUCCAUGUGGGAGAAAAAUGACAAUGCUUUCGAUGAGCAUCGCCGUUUAUUCCCCGACUGCCCGCGUGUACAGAUGGGACCACUUAUCGAGUUUGCCGCUGGCAAGGACUUGAAUGAGUUGGGUAUACAACCUAGAAGUCGACCACAACGUCCUAAAUAUGAUACCUUAGAGGCUCGAUUAAAAACAUUCGAUAAUUGGCCAAUUUCAAAUAUACAAGCGCCUGAGGGUUUGGCUCUAGCAGGACUCUUCUACCAGAACAUUGACGACCAGGUGCGAUGCUUUCAUUGUGACAUUGGCCUAAGAUCCUGGGAAAAAGAGGACGAGCCGUGGCACGAGCAUGCCAAAUGGUCACCAAAAUGUCAGUUUCUUCUCUUGGCCAAGGGUCCGAACUUUGUACACGAAGUAAUCAACCCGCCUGCUGUCAGUCAGAUGGACACUCUAAUGGUUGCGAAUCCAGCUAAGGAAGCAGUAGCACUUGGUAUCGAUGGGGGAGUGGUGCGAAAUGCCAUACAACGUAGAGUAUGCGAUUCGGGCAGUCCCUUUGACACUUUAGAAGAUCUACUCCAGGCGAUAUUCGAUGAGGCUGGUGGUAAUGGAACUGCACUAGAAAUGACAGAGCCUUUGGCACAAGCUCUACAGCCCUCUGCCACACCCGAGCCAUCGGCGCCAAUGUUGGUUGCAGAUUCCAUUCCGGUACCCACCACCAGCAAGGCAGCAGCGCAACAGCAGAAUAUCAAAAAGGAAAAGAAAGAGCCAACUGAACAGCAAGCCACUACCAAUGGAAACAGUCUGUCCUUGGAGGAGGAGAAUCGCCAACUGAAAGAUGCUCGCUUGUGUAAGGUCUGCUUGGACAAUGAGGUGGCAGUGGUAUUUCUACCCUGUGGUCAUUUGGUCACCUGCAAUCAGUGUGCUCGUGUGGUGGAGUGCCCUUUAUGCCGUACCCCUAUUAAAGGAUAUGUUCGAGCGUUUCUACCGUAAACCUGAACUUUUGGAGCAACAUUAUAGCUAGCUUUAGAAAAAGAUUUUUACAACCUACGCAUAUUCCAUUGCAUCGAUUUAUGGACUCGACCUCUAUCACAUCACAAGCAAUGCUUGAUGCACCCAAAAAUGGAAUAUACUCCUUAUGAAUUUUGUCUACUAAGUACUUGUGUAACUACGACUAAGGUAAUGGGCGAUCGAGAUAAUUAGAGAUAUGGGUUAUUAUGUGGCACCUAUUAAUUGUUUUUUUUUUUUCGUUUAUAGUAAUUACAUAUCUAUAUUGCUAAGAGCUCUUGUCUGUUAUCUCAAAUAUGUUAAAGUUUAAAUUCGUUGCUUAUAUUUGUUUUGCUUUUAAAAUGUUGAUCAUGCAUAUAUAACUGAAAACGUCUCGAUUCGAAUAGUUUCAAAGCCUGCGACCUUGUCAUAGAUCUAUUUUCCUUGUCAUUGUACCUACUAUUUAAGAAAAAGUUUUGUUGACACUGUUUAUAAUGCCGCUGAUAGUAUGAAAUGUACACAAAAUCCAAAUUACUAAAAUAUAUAAAUGUUAAACUAAA
Messenger RNA from Drosophila willistoni, 2189 nucleotides. It is a transcript of the gene Diap2, whose product is annotated as death-associated inhibitor of apoptosis 2. The coding region runs from base 160 to 1635 and encodes 491 amino acids. The transcript has 3 exons. NCBI's taxonomy places the organism in Eukaryota, Metazoa, Arthropoda, Insecta, Diptera, Drosophilidae. The record is from RefSeq and is a predicted model, not a curated record.